Messenger RNA from Loxodonta africana (African savanna elephant), 13180 nucleotides. RefSeq names its product coiled-coil domain containing 69 (gene CCDC69). The transcript has 11 exons. NCBI's taxonomy places the organism in Eukaryota, Metazoa, Chordata, Mammalia, Proboscidea, Elephantidae. Gene Ontology annotation, molecular function: microtubule binding. The coding region runs from base 1 to 1170 and encodes 389 amino acids. The record is from RefSeq and is a predicted model, not a curated record. Gene Ontology annotation, cellular component: cytoplasm; nucleus.
AUGACUUUCGAGAGGAGGGGUCUUCUCUGCUUUGGAUUCAUGGAGGGCUUCUGGAAGGAGAGUGAGUUUGAGCUGCCCCUUGAUUUUCAGGGUCUGGCCGGCAGCCCCAGCCGGCGGGCGCGGAACGGGCAGCGGGGCGGGGACGGCAGGGUCCCCUGGGGGCCCCGGAGUUGGGAGGCGGCGUCCGGGAGCCCCCAGAGGAGGAUGGGCUGCGGACGCAGCAAGCUGAUCUGCUGCAAACCCCCCAAGAAGAGACACCAAGAACAAGAACAGCCACGCAGUUCAGUACACCAAGAACCAGGCCCCCUCAAUGAGGACACAGCCACAACUGUCCAUCUCUGUGAGUGUGAGGAGACUGAGCAGCAGCAGAAGGAUAUAACCAGAAUUCUCCAGCAACAUGAAGAAGAAAAAAAACAAUGGCAACAACAGGUGGAGAAGGAAAGGGAGCUGGAGCUUCGAGAGAAACUGGCUGAGCAGCGCCUAGUCCUGGAGGGAGAACAUGAGGAGGCCCUGAGAGUCCUCCGAGCCUCACAUGAGCAAGAGAAAGAAGCCCUUAUCCACUCCUCCCAGGAGGCCAAGGCAGCCCUGCAGGAGACCAUAGAUGAACUGACCUCACAGCUGCAGGCCUUCCAAGCCAAGAUGAAGAGGGUGGAAGAGUCCAUUCUGAGCCGAAACUAUAAGAAGCACAUCCAGGAUUACGGGAGUCCCAGCCCAUUCUGGGAGCAGGAGCUGGAGAGCUUGCACUUUGUCAUCGAGAUGAAAAAUGAGCGUAUUCGUGAGCUGGACAAGCGGCUGAUCCACAUGGAAACAGUGAAAGAAAAAAACCUGAUGUUGGAGGAGAAAAUCAGCACCCUGCAACAGGAGAAUGAGGACCUCCACGUCCGAGGCCGCAACCAGGUGGUUAUGUCCAGGCAGCUCUCUGAGGAUCUGCUGCUCGCCCGAGAGGCCCUGGAGAAGGAGUUGCAGUUACGGCGACAGCUCCAGCAGGAGAAGGAGGAGCUGCUGUACCGGGUCCUCGGGGCUGAUGCCUCCCCUGCGUUCCCGCUGGCCUCUGUCACCCCCACCGAGACAGGAGAUGCCAACACAGUCUCAAGUGUCCACCUGAUACAAGUAGCUCACUCUUCAUCAGCACCUCUCUCCAACCCAUUGUCCAGUCCCUUCCAUGUCUGAUGAGUUGUCUUCGGGAAUGGUUCCUGUCCUGGGCCAACAGAAGGUUUGGGGACCAUGACUGCCGGGAUUCUUCUAGUCUCAGUCAGACCAUUAAGUGUGGUCUUUUUAUGAAAAUUUGGGGUCUGCAUCCCACUGAUCUCCUGCUCCCUCAGGGGUUCUCUGAAGGGCAGUCAUCAGUUGUGGCCGGGCACCAUCUAGUUCUUCUGAUCUCAGGAUGAUGUAAGUCUCUAGUUCACAUGGCCCUUUCUGUCUCUUGGGCUCAUAGUUAUCCUGUGACCUCUAUGCAAACUUUUGAGUAGUAUCAGGUUUGAUUUCAGACGGUGAUGGUUAUUAUUAUGGUCACAGCUAAAACUUAUUGGGCACCCAGGCACUGUGCAACGAGCUCUGGUAACACAGUGGUUAAGCACUCAGUGAUAAGUGAAAGGCCAGUGGUUCAAGCCCACCAACUGCUCCACGGGAGAAAGAUGCAGCAGUCUGCAUCCAUAAAGAUUACAGCCUUGGAAACCCUUUAGGACAGUUCUACUCUGUCCUAUAUGGUCACUAUGAGUUGGAAUCAACUUGACAGCAAUGGGUUUUAAGACAACCUCAUAGCACCAAAUGGCAAUACUGCCAAUGGCCUGACAGUAUCUGAAAGAAGACUGGGAUGACAACAAAUCUCUAAAUCCUGGUCCAAACACUACCCAUGCUCUUGCAAAGAUUAUUGUGGCCCAACCUCUUCCUGGGAGGGAGGGGAAGCUGGAUCUCAGCCUCUCCAGGGAUCAGCCUCCUGUCAAGUACUGGGCUGGAAAUCCUUCAAAGGCCCUGCCCCUGAUGGAGCCCUGAGAUGGUUGAUCUUUGUGAGAAAAAUCAGACUCUUAGAUUCUAAGAAUCUAGGAAUAAACAUUCCAACUCCGAUCAUGAUAUAAUCUCGGUAUGAUGAACUCAAGACUUUAAAAUUAAAAUAACAUUGCUUUGAUUUAUUGAGGUGUCCCUGGGUGGUGCAAAUGGUUAAGUGCUCAACCACUUGCCAAAAGGUUGGUGGUUUGAACCCACCCAGAGGCACCUUGGAAGAAAGGCCUGGUGAUCUGCUUCUGAAAAGUCACAACCUUGAAAACGCUAUGGAGCAGUUCUACUCUGACACACAUGGGGUCGCCAUGAGUUGGAAUCAACUCAACAACAGCUAACAACAACAGCCACAAUUUAUUGAGUGUUUAUGUAUCAGGCUGUAAGCUAAACAUUCAUAUACAUUACAAAAUCUAAUCUUUGAAACCACCCUAUUAUUUUGAGACUAUAGCUAUCCCCGUUUUACCCCUGAAUAAACUGAGUCUUCAUUUUGUUAAAUCUUGGCAGUGAAUGGAGGAGCCAGGGUUUGUUCUAUCAGACUCAGUUCCACACACUUUGACCCACAACAUGAAUUCUAGCUUGGCAGACUUAGAAUGAUAGCCUCUGAAUUUCAGAUCAGAGAGACCUGUUAGGCAUGGAAGGGGCUUAGAUUAUACAGUGCAUCCUUGUCAUUGUACAGAUGAGGAGCUGAGUUCAGAGAGGCAACAAGUCUCAGCCAGAGACACAGAGAGCAAAGGAGCUGAGCUCAGAACCCAGCACCCAUUACCCUUCCCCUAGUCAUCAGCGGGGUACUUCUGGGGGAGGCAGGGAUGAGGGAUCUCAGGACUGCCCCAGAGAGGUAAGUGGAGGCCCAUACCUGAAAUGACACAGAUGAGCAGACAAUGGGCCAAGAAGCAGAGGGCUCUGGGGUCCGUGAUAGAAUGACCUGGAGCUGAGAUGCUGCUGCAGCUAUGGCAGGGGCCACAGGGGAGAGACUGCAGGGGUUGCACACAGUGAGCAAUAAAGUGAUGGGGACCACCAGGAAUGGGAUGGGAGGUAGGGCUUGAGUCCAAAAGUAAAUCACAGUCCUGAGUCCUGGCGUCUCCAGGACUCCAAACAAAAUUCCUUUCUCUGGGUUCCUCCUGCCAAGGUGAAUGGAGCUAUUCAGAGCCUCGCUCAGGAAAAACCAGUCCUGUGACCAGGGGAGGAGGGUCCUCGAGGGUAGACAGGUGGGUCUGGGAGGCAGCUAGAGAGGCCAUUAGAGGGUCAUAGGUGGGGUUGUUGAGGGACAGGAGUAUCUGAGGACAAAAUAGGUGAACGUGGCUAGGAGGAAGCAGGGGUCAGCUACUGUCUGUGGGCCAAAUCUGGCCACCUGCCUGUUUUUGCAUAGCCCACAAGCUAAGAAUGGCUUUUGUAAAUGAUUGAAAAAAUUUUUUAAAUAAUAUUUGGUGACACAUGGAAGUUGAACUUCAGUGUCCAUAAAGUUUUAUUGGAACACAGCCACACUCAUUUGUUUAUAUGUUGUUCAUGAUUGCCUUUGUGAUACCAUGACAGGGUUGAUCUUUGAUGUGGUGAAAAACAUAUGAUAUUGUUCACUACAGAUUAGUAAGUAAGCACAGGUAAACGCAUGCUUACCUUUCUCACUGGGUAAUCCGUCUCUGUCAGGGACUGUAAAUUUGAAAAGAGACAGGAAGUUGCUGUGAGGUUGUGCAGGUUGUGCCACCCAGGUGAUUGGGUGGGACUGUGCGGAUAGGGUAACUGUGGUCCACCAAAGAGACUGGCCAGCUUUGCCAACCCUCUGGGCCUAAAAUGAGCCACCCCAGAGUCAGGAAAGAGAGGAUCCCACCACCACAGAGGAAGGAUAACCUAGAGUGGAACUUGUCCUAUGGGCCCAGGAUCCCUGCACUGAGUAGCUCCUGGAACCAGGAGACUGAGCUGUAACACUGAAGACAGCAAGAAGUAGUGGCAGAGAAACGGCAGCAGGAGAGAUCAGCAAGGGAUGGUAGAGUAGGCCUUCCAGCCCACGGGGCAAGAAAGCUGAGUGCCUUUGGGUGGAGGCUUACCCGCGGAGUGGGGUGCCUCUGAGCACUUACUGGCAGAGCUAAAAGAGCUUCGUAACAUUUGCCUGAGCAGGUCAGAGGCCAAGGGCCGCAGAAAGGUGUGCCUGCGGCAGCGUGGCUGGGAAGCAGCUGUCCUGAUGGAAGAAUUGUAUCCUGAGUGUUCCUCAACCUGAAUUGUAACCUGUUACUUCCCUAAUUAACCCCAGAAUCAUGAGUAUUGUCUGUGAGUUCUGUGGGGUCAUUGCAAUGAAUUAUCAAACCCAGCAGAGAAACAGUGCCAUGAGAGGGACAGUUGGUAUCAGAAUUGGUAAAUGUGGCGGAGAGAGGAGACAUAUCUGACAUCUGCCUUGUACAGAUCAUCCCUGGGCUGUUGAUCUUGAUUUUCCUUCCCCCUUCUGAAGUUAGAGGAGGUAAGAUGCCACCCCCACACCAUUUUUACAGGUUGGGAGAGAGACAGAUAGCACCCAUACCUAGAAGCAGAAUCUUUUUUUUUCUUUUCUUUAAAAUAAUUUUUAUUGUGCUUUAAGUGAAAUUUUACAAAUCAAGUCAGUCUGUCACACAAAAACAUAUACACCUUGUUACAUACUCCCAAUUACUCUCCCCCUAAUGAGACAGCCUGCUCCCUCCCUCCGCUCUCUCCUUUCGUGACCAUUUUGCCAGUUUCUAACCCUCUCUACCCUCCCAUCUCCCCUCCAGGCAGGAGAUGCCAACACAGUCUCAAGUGUCCACCUGAUACAAGUAGCUCACCCUUCAUCAGUAUCUCUCUCCAACCCAUUGUUCAGUCCCUUCCAUGUCUGAUGAGUUGUCUUUGGGAAUGGUUCCUGUCCUGGGCCAACAGAAAGUUUGGGGACCAUGACCACUGGGAUUCUUCCAGUCUCGGUCAGUCCAUUAAGUGUGGUCUUUUUAUGAGAAUUUGGGGUCUGCAUCCCACUGUUCUCCUGCUCCCUCAGGGGCUCUCUGUUGUGCUCCCUGUCAGGGCAGCCAUCGUUCGUGGCCAGGCACCAUCUAGUUCUUCUGAUCUCAGGAUGAUGUAAAUCUCUAGUUCACGUGGCCCUUUCUGCCUCGGGCUCGUAGUUAUCGUGUGACCUUGGUGUUCUUCAUUCUCCUUUGAUCCAGGUGGGUCGAGACCAAUUGAUGCAUCUUAGAUGGCCACCUGUUAGCGUUUAAGACCCCAGACGCCACAUUUCAAAGUGGGAUGCAGAGUGUUUUCAUAAUAGAUUUUAUUAUGCCAAUUGACUUAGAUGUCCCCUAUGCUGGCCUUUGAAGCAUUCGGUUUAUUCAAGGAACUUCUUUGCUUUUGGGUAGAAGCAGAAUCUUUGAUGUGGUGAAAAAAUGUGAAAUUGUUCACUACAGGUGAUCUGGUAAGCAAGGUAAGCACUGUGCUUACCUUGCCUAUUGGAUAAUCCACCCCGAAAGCUUGGCUGCUAACAGAAAGAUUGGCAGUUCGAACCCAUCAGCCGCUCCACUGGAGGGAUUAAUUUCUGGUCAGGAACUUUUUUACAGUUAAUACUUGGUUUCAUGGGUAAGAAAAACCCUAAAAUCAAAGUAAGAUAUCUGUUAUUAAUUUUUCUCUUUGACAGAGGUAACCACCACUUUUGUGGGUUAUUUUUCCAGACUUUUCUCUGCAUCUGAGUUUGUAUAUGUAUACCCAGGAAACCCUGGUGGCAUAGUGGUUAAGAGCUAAGACCACUAAGCAGAAGGUAGGCGGUUAAAAACCACCAGGCACUACUCUGUCCUAUAGGGUCGCUAUGAGUCAGAAUCAUCCUGACAGCAAUGGGUUUGGUUUUUAUGUACACCCAUAGAAAAAGUGCAAUACUGCUUUGUGGGUCCAUGGUAGUACAUAUUAAAAAAACCAAACCUGUUGGUGUCAAGUAGAUUCCGACUCAUGGUGACCCCACCUGUUUCAGAGUAGAACUGCACUCCAUGGGGUUUUAAUGUAUGUAAUCUUGUGAAACGUUCCCUGGGUGGUAUGGUUUGUGUUUGGCUACUAACCAAAAGGUUUUCUGUUCAAAUACACCCAGUGGGGCCACAGAAGAAAGGCCUGGAGAUCUACUUCCAUAAGAUUACAGCCACUGGAGUGCACUUGAUGGCAACAGAUAAUCUUAAAGAAGUAGAUCUCCAGGUCUUUCUUCUGCAGCUCUACUGGGUGGAUCCAAAUUGCCAACCUUUUGGUUAGUAGUUGAGUACAAACUUUUUAAACCACCCAUGACCGAAACAAACAAACCCUUUUCAGAAUCAUAGCUACCCUACAGGACGAGAGCAGAACUGCCCCACAGAGUUUCUAAGGAGUGGCUGGUAGAUUUGAACUGCAGACCUUUUGGUUAGCAGCUGAACAGUUAACCACUGUGCCAUCAGGGCUCCUGCAGAGGCCUACCUUUAUUCUUUAAGUGCUAGAUAGUAUCCUAUGGUUUGACUCUACUACAUUUCACCCAUUCCCCUACUAAAGGUUAUUGAGGUUUUUUCCAGCUUUUUGCUAUUGGAAACAAUGCUGCAGUAAGCAAGAACUAGCAUCCCAAGGUCCUAUUAAAAAUAAUCAAAACACAAAGAAGUUAAAACAUAAGGCUUAUUUUGAGCAGUUAUUAUAAAUGCAUGCAGGGAGAUCAUUUUGUUUCUAAAAACGAGUGAAUCAAAGCAGGCUAGUUACAACUGUUAAAAAAUAAUACACUUUUGAAUUAGCUCAAAACAAUAACAUAAUAUUUGGCUGUUUCAUAAUAAACAAUUUGCAAAUUAGAGGAGCUCGAGUCUCCCUGCAUGAAGGAAAACAAAGAGGGGAAAAGUGUUCGCCAGGUUUGGAAAUUUCACAGAAGUUUAAAUUUUUUUUUUCUUAAGGAAUGCAAGUUUCCAUAGUGACUGAGUACUUAAUGGUUACUGAAUUAACAUUAAGAAUUAACUCCUGAAAAUUUGAAAAUUAAAAUUAAGGAAGCACAUGGUCUUUUUCAUUAAGUCACAGGUAAUGGGUUUAUUAUGGACUACUUUUCCUAGCCAGAAAAGGUAAGUUUUACAAUGCUGCAGAGCAGUUUCUGGUGGGGGAAAAAAAAAAGUCAAUACUUUUGCAGUGUGGGCCAGGCUUUUUUAUGGCUAAUUUUUGGUUUUAAAAAUCUCUUAAAGUCAAAGUAAGGUGUCUGCUCUUAAUUUUUUUCUUUCAUAGCCAUAACGACAACAUUUUCCUUGAAAGUUUAUUAAGCAAAAAAAUGGUAUUCAAUGCAGACUUACCCUAAAACAUAGCUCUAGUCUGACCUUUGGAGCCUCUGUUUCUUGGAACUGACUACACAUAGAUAGUUCUUCAAAAGAGCAUAAUAACUAAGGCAAGAUGGUCUUUACUAGUUUAUCUGGACCAUUGCUUCACUCAAGGAUGACUUUUAGAAACGAGGUUCUACAAGGCUCGAGGUUCAAAAGGACAUCUAAGGACAAUGGUCUGGGUGGGAUACCUCAAUUCCAUGGACCCCAGAAAUCUAGAUUCCAGGAGAAUGAAAGCUUUCUCAGAAGCGAUUGAAAAGACCACGGUUUGGGUCAGGUGCACCUUAGUCAUCAAAGUGAUACCUUUGCUUUUUAAAACUUUGAGGAGAUCUUUUGCAGCAGAUUUGGCAAUGCAAUACCAUACAUCAUUUGAUUUCUUGAUCGCUGCUUCUGUGGGCAUUGAUUGUUGAUCCAAGUAGAAUGAAAACAUUGACAAUUUCUUCUCCAAGGAGAAAAAAGCGGAGCUAUGUUUCUGCUAUUGAAAACAAGCUGGAGCAGCUCAUUCAUAUAUUCAUUUAUUCUGUUCUUCAUUCAGCAGAUAUUUGUAAAGGGAGAAUAAAGCAGACCUGGCCUCAGCUUUCAGAGAGCUCACAUUCCAGGGAGGCAGAGUUGGACCUUCAUGACAUAAUCACACAAAUUCUCACAGAAUUUCAAACUGUGGUAGGUGCAGUGAAGGAGAGUGACAGAGUGAUCUGAGAGUGUUUAGCAUCUUUCAGUCUAGACCCAGGGCCUUGGGCUAGGAAGCAUCAUGGGGCAUUCUCCAGGGUCUUGGGCUGUGCCCAUACACCACUAUCUGGGACACAUGUAUACUCUUCUUGUGAAAUCCCUCCACUAGGAAAUCAUCAGCUAGAACUUGUGUUCAAAGUGGUGACCUGCCAAGCUCCCAGCACCCUCCCUUGGGAGUGCUGAGCCUAUGAGGCUGGAAGAUAAACUGUUACCUCUCAGAACCCUUUCCCUCCUUGAGAGACUCAUCCACUGAAAAGAGAAUGUUAGGCCCUGAAUGACAAAAGUCCUAGGCGGCCAACACCCUCUUCAAACAGGUGAACUGGGGCCUAGGCAGAAGAGGCUGCUCAAGGUCACAUAGCAACCAACAAAGCCCGAACUGGAACCCAGCUUCCCCAAGGUCCCCAAUUCUGCACUGCUUUCAACCCCACCACAAGACCUCCCUCACUCCAUGAAUGACAGUUGAUUUUAUACAGCAGGAAGCCUGCUUUAGCCAGAGCCCAGGAGGGUUUCUAGUGGCUGCAAGCAAUAGUUAGGAUAUAGACAAAACCCUGUGUUAGGGAGCAAGAGGUUCACGGCUGUGUUUGGAGGGAUUUGCACUGUGGUGUCCAUUCAGUGAAAAUAUACAAGCCAUAGUCCCCAAACCCCCGCCCUUGCUCCGCUGACCUUCGAAGCAUUCAGUUUAUCCUGGAAACUUCUUUGCUUUUGGUCCAGUCCAGUCCAGUUGAGCUGACCUUCCCUGUAUUGAGUAUUGUCCUUCUCUUCACCUAAAGUAGUUCUUAUCUACUAACUAAUCAGUAAAAUAUCCUCUCCCACCCUCCCUUCCUCCCCGCCUCGUAACCACAAAAGUAUGUGUUUUUCUCAGUUUAUACUAUUUCUCAAGAUCUUAUAAUAGUGGUCUUAUACAGUAUUUGUCCUUUUGCAUCUGACUAAUUUCACUCAGCAUAAUGUCUUCCAGGCUCCUCCAUGUUAUGAAAUGUUUCACAGAUUCGUCACUGUUCUUUAUCGAUGCUUAGUAUUCCAUUGUGUGAAUAUACCACAAUUUAUUUAACCAUUCAUGCGUUGAUGGACACCUUGGUUGCUUCCAGCUUUUUGCUAUUGUAAACAGAGCUGCAAUAAACAUGGGUGUGCAUAUAUCUGUUUGUGUAAAGGCUCUUAUUUCUCUAGGGUAUAUUUCGAGGAGUGGGAUUUCUGGGUUGUAUGGUAGUUCUAUUUCUAACUUUUUAAGAAAACGCCAGAAAGGGCCACAGGAACCAGAAACUUACAUCAUCCUGAGACCAGAGGAACUAAGUGGUGCCCGGCCACAAACGAUGACUGCCCUGACAGGGUGCUCAACGGAGAACCCCUGAGGGAGCAGGAGAUCAGUGGGAUGCAGACCCCAAAUUCUCAUAAAAAGACCACACUUAACGGUCUGACUGAGACUAGAGGAAUCCCAGCAGUCAUGGUCCCCAAACCUUCUGUUGGCCCAGGACAGGAACCAUUCCCGAAGACAACUCAUCAGACAUGAAAGGAACUGGACAGUGGGUAGGAGAGAGAUGCUGAUGAAGAGUGAGUUACUUGUAUCAGGUGGACACUUGAGGCUGUGUUGGCAUCUCCUGUCUAUAGAGGAGAUAGAAGGGUAGAGAGGGUUAGAAACUGGCAAAAUUGUCACAAAAGGAGAGACUGGAAGGGCUGACUCAUUAGGGGGAGAGUAAGUGGGAGUAUGGAGUAAGGUGUAUAUAAGCUUAUAUGUGACAGACUGACUUGAUUUGUAAACAUUCACUUAAAGCUCAAUAAAAAUUAUUUAAAAAAAAAAAAAGAAAGAAAGAAAACGCCAGACAGAUUUCCAAAGUGGUUGUACCAUCUUACAUUCACACCAGCAGUGUAUAAGAGUUCCAAUCUCUCCGCAGCCUCUCCAACAGUUAUUAUUUUGUUUUUUGAAUUAAUGCCAGCCCUGUUGGAGUAAGAUGGAAUCUCACCACAGUUUUAAUUUGCAUUUCUCUAAUGGCUAACGAUCGAGAGCAUUUUCUCAUGUGUCUGUUAGCUGCCUGAAUAUCUUCUUUAGUGAAGUCUGUGUUCAUAUCCUUUGCCUACUUUUUGAUUGGGUUGUUUGUCUUUUUGUGGUUGAGUUUUAACAGAAUCAUAUAGAUUUUAGAGAUCAGGCGCUGGUCAGAGAUGUCAUAGCUGGAAAUUUUUUCCCAAUCUGUAGGUGGUCUUUUUACUCUUUUGGUGAAGUCUUUAGAAGAGCAUAGGUGUUUGAUUUUUAGGAGCUCCCAGUUAUCUGGUUUCUCUCCGUCACUUUUAGUAAUGUUUUGUAUUCUGUUUAUGCCUUGUGUUAGGGCUCCUAACGUUGUCCCUAUUUUUUCUUCUAUGAUCUUUAUCGUUUUAGUCUUUAUGUUUAGGUCUUUGGUCCACUUGGAGUUAGUUUUUGUGCGUGGUGUGAGGUAUGGCUCCUGUUUCAUUUUUUUUGCAAAUGGAUAUCCAGUUAUGCCAGCACCAUUUGUUAAAAAGACUAUCUUUUCCCCAGUUAACUAACACUGGGCCUUUGUCAAAUAUCAGCUGCUCAUAUGUGGAUGGAUUUAUAUCUGGGUUCUCAAUUCUGUUCCAUUGGUCUAUGUGCCUGUUAUUGUACCAGUGCCAGGCUGUUUUGACUACUGUGGCUGUAUAAUAGGUUCUAAAAUCAGGUAGAGUGAGGCCUCCCACUUUCUUCUUCUUUUUCAGUAAUGCUUUGCUUAUGCAGGGCUUCUUUCCCUUCCACAUGAAGUUGGUGAUUUGUUUCUCCAUGGCAUUAAAAAAUGUCAUUGGAAUUUGGAUUGGAAGUGCAUUGUAUGUAUAGAUGGCUUUUGGUAGAAUAGACAUUUUUACUAUGUUAAGUCUUCCUAUCCAUGAGCAAGGUAUGUUUUUCCACUUAUGUAGGCCCCUUUUAGUUUCUUGCACUAGUACUUUGUAGUUUUCUUUGUAUAGGUCUUUUACAUCUUUGGUAAGAUUUAUUCCUAAGUAUUUGAUCUUCUUGGGGGCUACUGUGAAUGGUAUUGAUUUGGUGAUUUCCUCUUCGAUGUUCUUUUUGUUGAUGUAGAGGAAUCCAAGUGAUUUUUGUAUGUUUACCUUGUAACCUGAGACUCUGUCAGUAGUUUUCUGGAGGAUUCCUUAGGGUUUUCUGUGUAUAAGAUCAUGUCAUCUGCAAAUAGAGAUAAUUUUACUUCUUCCUUGCCAAUCCGGAUGGGUUUUCUUUCUUUGUCUAGCCUAAUUGCUCUCGCUAGGACCUCUACCACAAUGUUGAAUAAGAGCGGUGAUAAAGGGCAUCCUUGUCUGGUUCCCGCUCUCAAGGGAAAUGCUUUCAGGCUCUCUCCAUUUAGAAUGAUGUUGGCUGUUGGCUUUGUAUAGAUGCCCUUUAUUAUGUUGAGGAAUUUUCCUUUAAUUCCUAUUUUUCUCACAGUUUUUAUCAUGAAUGGGUGUUGGACUUUGUCAAAUGCCUUUUCUGCAUCAAUUGAUAAGAUCAUGUGGUUUUUGUCUUUUUUUUAUUUAUAUGGUAAAAUGGUUUUUCUAAUAUUAAACCAACCUUGCAUACCUGGUAUAAAUCCCACUUGGUCAUGGCGGAUUAUUUUUUUUCAUAUGUCGUUGAAUUCUAUUGGCUAGAAUUUUGUUGAGGAUUUUUGCAUCUAUGAUCAUGAGGGAUAUAGGUCUGUAAUUUUCUUUUUUUGUAAUGUCUUUACCUGGUUUUGGUAUCAGGGAUAUGGUGGCGUCAUAGAAUGAAUUAGGUAGUAGUCCAUCAUUUUCUAUGCUUUGAAAUACCUUUAGCAAGAGUGGUGUUAACUCUUCUCUGAAAGUUUGAUAGAACUCUACAGUGAAGCUGUCUGGGCAAGGGCUAUUUUUUUGUUGGGAGUUUUUUGAUUACCUUUUCUAUCUCUUUUUUUGUUAUGAGUCUAUUUAGUUGUUCUACUUCUGAUUGUGUUAGUUUAGGUAGGUAGUGUUUUUCUAGGAAUUCAUCCAUUUCUUCUAGGUUUGCAAAUUUGUUAGAGUACAAUUUUUCAUAAUAAUCUGAUAUGAUUCUUUUAAUUUUAGUUGGGUCUGUUGAGAUAUGGCCCAACUCUUUUCUUAUUCGGGUUAUUUGUUUCCUUUCCUGUAUUUCUUUAGUCAGUCUGGCUAAUGGUUGGUUUAUCAAUUUUGUUAAUUUUUUCAAAGAACCAGCUUUUGACUUUGUUAAUUCUUUCAAUUGUUUUUCUGUUCUCUAUUUCAUUUAGUUCAGCUCUAAUUUUUAUUAUUUGUUUUCUUCUGAUGCUUGAUGGAUUCUUUUGUUGCCUGCUUUCUAUUUGUUCAAGUUUUAGGGACAGUUCUCUGAUUUUGGCUCUUUCUUUAUGUGUGCAUUUAUCAAUAUAAAUUGACCUCUGAGCACUGCUUUUGCUGUGUCCCAGAGGUUUUGAUAGAAAGUAUUUUCAUUCUCGUUGCAUUCUAUGAAUUUCUUUAUUCCCUCCUUAAUGUCUUCUAUAACCCAGUCUCUUUUGAGCAGGGUAUUGUUCAGUUUCCAAGUAUUUGAUUUCUUUUCCCUGAUUUUUCUCUUAUUGAUUUCUACUUUUAUGGCCUUGUGGUCUAAGAAGAUGCUUUGUAUUAUUUUGAUGUUUUGGAUUCUGCAAAGGUUUGUUUUAUGACCUAAUAUGUGAUCUAUUCUAGAGAAUGUUCCAUGUGCACUAGAAAAAAAAGUAUACUUUGCAGCUAUUGGGUGGAGUGUUCUGUAUAGGUCUAUAAGGUCAAGUCGGUUGAUUGUAGCAAUUAGGUCUUCCGUGUCUCUAUUGAGCUUCUUAUUAGAAGUCCUAUUCUUCUCUGAAAGUGGUGUGUUGAAGUCUCCUACUAUAAUUGUGGAGGUGUCUAUCUCACUUUUCAAUUCUGUAAAAGUUUGUUUUAUGUAUCUUGCAGCCCUGUCAUUGGGUGCAUAAAUAUUUAAUAUGGUUAUAUCUUCCUUGUUAAUUGUCCCUUUAAUCAUUAUGUAGUGUCCUUCUUUAUCCUUUGUGGUGGAUUUAACUUUAAAGUCUAUUUUGUCAGAAAUUAAUAUUGCUACUCCUCUUCUUUUUUGAUUGUUGUUUGCUUGAUACAUUUUUUUCCAACCUUUGAGUUUUAGUUUGUGUCUCUAAGUCUAAGGUGUGUCUCUUGUAGGCAGCAUAUAGACGGAUCGUGUUUCUUUAUCCAGUCUGAGAUGCUCUGUCUCUUUACUGGUG